UGUGAGAUCAAUCCAAUCUACUGCGAUGGCCGCGGAACCUCCAACUGGCAGUAGCAGUGGCGCUGCUGCGCCGGCGGCGGAAGAGCAGGGGGGAUCGGGAUGGUUCGGAAUUCUCCGCAUGAUCGUGUUGUGGUAUGGGAUCCAGAAGGUCACAUCGUACCUGUGGACUGGCAGCUUCAACGGUUCCCCGCAAACGCCAGGCCAUCAGCAAAAUCCAUCGGCGCUGCACCAACAACCCGUGGUGGUUCAGCCUUCGGCAGACCUUGAUGUCGUCCAACACGAAGUUGCGUCACCCGUUGUGUCCCAGCUAGUGUCUGGGCUGGAAUCGUUUGACCCCAACUUCAAUCCGUUCCGCAAAUUUGCCGCGGUGUCUUCGACGGGGAAAAAGCUCCCACCGCACACGAACUUGUUUCCCCUCGGCAUCUCGCUCGACCUCCUUGUCUAUGUCACAGAGUCUGCCGAGUUCGAUUUCGCCAACAACGACGCCACCACCGCCUCCGCUGUGUGGUCCGAGCCCGGAUUGACCUACAACUUUGUUGCCGACGACCCCGAACGCAAGGCGCAACUGAACGUGUCGGUGAGCAAUCGUGUGCUACACGAGAACGCCACGCUGUACGCCCACGUGUUCUUUACGCGGUCGAGCAACUCCCCCAACCCCCAGGACUCGAAUUUCGAUCCAACUGCGACUGUGUAUCGUCAGCUCGAACUGAUUACGUACCGCCCUCGCGUCAAGACGACCAAGCGGCGCAACUUGCUUCAAUCCGCGACUCCCGACGACGCCGACGACGCCGACGAUGCUCUUGACUUGACGACAUUCGUGGCGCACUGGAAACCGUCGUUGCUUGUAAACCUUGUGUGCGAUCACACGGUAUAUGCGCGGGGGACGGCGCCGCUGCCGUUCAUCGCCCCGUUCAUGCAGGUGGACCCGGUGUCCGGGCAGUACCUCCCCAUUCUUUACGUGAACGACUUUUGGGUGCUGGAAGAUCACUUGAUCGCAAUCAAUCGAACGACGACGGUCCUGCCGCUAGAGCUCACGUACUACCCGAUGUCGCUCAUCAAGUUUGGGCUGUACCAGCAAAUGACGCAGAACUUUCGAAACCAGCAAGCGAUGGGGACCGGCACGAAGAAGGACUCGGACGCGAUCAAGAAGCUAUUCAUCGAAACCAACCCGUACUUGCUCGCCGUGACAGUCAUCGUGUCGAUCCUGCAUACUGUGUUUGACAUGCUUGCGUUCAAGAACGACGUGAGCUUUUGGCGCAAGCAAAAGAGCAUGGAGGGGCUCAGUUUGCGAACAGUCGUCCUCAACGCGUUCUUUCACUUGGUCAUCUUCUUGUACCUCCUCGACAACGACACGUCGUGGAUGAUUCUGUUCAGCUCGGGGCUGGGAGUUGUGUUGGACGUGUGGAAAAUCCACAAAGCGAUCAAGGUGACCCGCGAUACCGCCACGGGCAGCUGGAGCGUCGAGAGCGAAGACAAUUACGCGUCGUCGACGGCCGAGCACGACCGCGUCGCGGUGGCGCACGUGUCGUAUGUCAUGUACCCGCUCUUGGUUGGAUACGCCGCGUACCAACUUGGGUUUAGCGAGCACAAGAGCUGGUACUCGUGGGUCCUGUCGUCGCUAACGAGUUUUGUGUACGCGUUUGGGUUUAUCAUGAUGACGCCGCAACUGUACAUCAAUUACAAGCUCAAGUCGGUUGCGCACUUGCCGUGGCGCGCGAUGGUGUACAAGUCGCUGAACACGUUCAUCGACGAUCUGUUUGCGUUUGUGAUCACGAUGCCGAUGAUGCAUCGCCUUGCGUGCUUCCGCGACGACAUCAUUUUUUUCGUCUACUUGUACCAGCGGUGGAUAUACCGCGUCGACAAGUCCCGCGUGAACGAAUUUGGCCAAGGCGGCGAUGGCGACCAAGACGCCGACGUUUUGCCUCCCACGACCCCCGCCGUCGCUGCCGCGGACCCGACAACUGCUGGCACGCCGGCGGACAAAUCGCAAGCAACCGCAGCCCCUGUGUCGCCCACAGCUGCGCCUCGUCGCCGCUCGAAACUAGACAAGGCUUAGGACAUGUAGGAGCUCGACCCACGUUGGCAGAUAAAUAACUCGCAUUCAAGUUUGCGUCCAUUUCCCCGACGCUUCAUGAUCUCUUCUUGGUCGACUUCUUCGCCCCCUUCUUUCCCUUUUUCUUUCCCUUCUUGCGUUCUUUUCGAGCGUUCAGGAGCUUUCGAGUGAUGUAUCCUCGAUAUGUAGCCUGGAUCCGCGCGACAAGCUUGAGAAACGCGGCCUCUUUUGCCAGGCGCGCCUUAUCCUCUGCAUCCCAUCGGGCAUGGUCGGCCGCCGCGAAACGGUAGUUUUCGUCGAGCCGAAGGAAUAUUGCCGAGAGCCGCGCGACUUCGGUCACCUCGGUCGCCAUGGACGCUCUUGUGGCGUCGAUUUGAGCUUGCAGCGCUGUUAGGUCGUGGUCGUAUUGCUCGAUCUGGUUGCCGACUUCGACAGCUGCCUUCAACUUGCGCUUGCGAUGACCUUCCUCCUGCACAGAGUGGUCUUCUUUACUCUUUGUGCCGCGAACAUUCAACGAGUCCGCUUCAUCCCGGCAUUGCGUCGCCUACGCAGCAACGUAUGUGGGUUGCGAACAAACGAACGACAGCAGCCCGUCGUU
Messenger RNA from Aphanomyces invadans, 2651 nucleotides. RefSeq lists its product as hypothetical. Gene Ontology annotation, cellular component: endomembrane system; membrane. The transcript has 2 exons. The record is from RefSeq and is a predicted model, not a curated record. NCBI's taxonomy places the organism in Eukaryota, Oomycota, Saprolegniomycetes, Saprolegniales, Verrucalvaceae. Bases 26 to 2056 code for a protein of 676 amino acids.